GUUGUUGCUGCCAAUAGUUGGGACAUGACAAUGCGAUAGCACAUUGAGAAGAUAGAUGUCAGUUCACUAAAAAAUCGAACAGCAUACGAGUGAUUCCAUAUGCUGCUGCCAGAUCUCAAACCAUUGAUAGACAGCAUUUGGGAGGUGAACUGGCAGGAUUCUGCUUGUCUGCCAUGCAAAUGAAGCUGUGUCUUGCACAUGAUCUGUAUAAGUACUCCUCAGCACAAGGCUAGACACACCAAACGAAACUUUCAUUUCCUUCUCAUCUUCUUGGCCUCAACACAGAAAUACAGACCUUUAGCAACAGGCAUGGCUUUCCACCAAAGAUCAAUUAGCUUGCCUUCUAGGCCUCUCUCCAAAGUUGAAGAGGAGCUGCACAGCCUAGAAGCAUGCGUCUCAUCACCGUCCAUGACCAUCGAGAUGAUUUCUGAUGUUUUGAGGAGGCUUGAUGACAUCUACAACUCCAUUGAGCAGAUCAUGUGCCUGCCUAGCAACCAAAUUUGCUCAUCCCAGCAGAGGAAGUUGUUGGAUGGAGAGAUGGAAUGCUCCCUCGAGCUACUGGAUAUCUGCAAUGCUAUGAGUGAGGUCUUCACUGAGUUGAAGGCCAUCAUCCAAGAUCUGCAAGUGUCUCUCAGAAAAGGAGAUAAUGCAGUUGCCAAGAUCCAUUCAUACAUCCGCUUGGUGAAGAAGGCAAAGAAACAUUUCAAGAAGACUGUGAAGGUAGCCUCAGACAAGGAAGACUGCAAGAUUGUAAAGCGGUUGAGCAAGGCUAGAGAGAUCACUACCUCUCUCCUCGAGUCAACAAUGCACCUCUUGUCGAAGCAAAUCCAGAUGCCAAAAUUGUCUCUCAUCUCCAAGGCAUUCCAGAAGAAAAACCCAGUGAUUUGCAAUGAGGAACAGUUGCAGGUGUUAAGAGUGCUGCAUCGGAGAUCUUGAGGCUGGGGCUGGACUUGUGUUCAGGAGAUUGGUCCAGAGCAGGGUUACUCUCCUGAACAUUCUUAGCUCAUAGACGCUCCUCAAAAUCUGACACUCUUUAAGACCGUGCGAUUGGCAUCCACCUUUUAAAGGAUUUGCUAAUCCUUCCCAUUUGUAUAUAUCAUAGACUUACUGUACAGAAAAGAAAAGAUACAUGAAAGAGACAGUUUUGAUCUAGUUCUUUCCAUGUGCUUUGUCCUCACAUAUCUCUGAUAUACAUGAUGUGAUUAUGCAAGUGAUAUUAGUAUUAAUGCCUUUGUGUGAUGAAUAUACAUACAACCAAGCACAUGAAUUAUGAAAUAUAUAUACCAUGUUAGCUUUCCUAUUCUUUCCUCAAUCAAACCAACCCUUCUCUUCUCCACAGGCACUCAAUCCCUAUUUGAGACAGCAAGAAAUUACUUUCAAAUUGAUCUGUGAUGUGCCAUAGGGCUAUGAAAAUGGCCAUGUGAGUCAUGACACUCUGAUUCCAUUUGCUGCCUCGGUAGCAAGCAAAGGAUUCUUGUGCAGUGGAUCUUGCUACCACAGCUGCAACAGGCCAGCUCCCAUACACAAGGUUGAGAGUGCAAGCGGCAUUGAUUGCAAAUGAUAGAACACAUAUUGAAAUUAACAAGAGAACAAAAAAUUAAAAAAAAA
This is a messenger RNA of Oryza sativa Japonica Group (Japanese rice), 1608 nucleotides long. RefSeq lists its product as uncharacterized. Lineage: Eukaryota; Viridiplantae; Streptophyta; Magnoliopsida; Poales; Poaceae. Gene Ontology annotation, biological process: shoot system development; root development. The record is from RefSeq and is a predicted model, not a curated record.